AUGGUCGGCUUUUUCAAGUCUUCACGCGAGUCAUAUCUCUCUUUCGUGGACGCAGUGCAGAGUGUACUUUCGCCAGAUCUCUUCCGUCCGAACGCUCUAAACCAGCCUCAACGUUCCACUAGCUCACCUGAUGAAAAUCUCCUCCCUACAGCAGCGGAUAUCGUGGCGUUCAUUAAACAGUUCUAUGGUAUCGUAGCUCCACUGUUACAAGUGUUGUCAAGUGGCCAUCUCGUGCAAGCCUUCGUCGCCCUGUCACGUAUUGAGUUCGCUCGCGAAGUCUGUGCUUCCCCCACUGCCAAUACGUCCAUGCAGUCAGUGACUCAGCAAUUGGAGUUAAACCUGGAGCAAGCUACAAGUCCUCCUGACUCGAUAUUCGCGCCGAUCUUACGGUCUCUGGUAAUGCAAUCGACGACUUCGAACAGUGAUAUCAUUCCUCGUGAGAUGGAUAUUAUUACUGGGUGUCAAACAUUGGCAGUGGGUCUUGUGAUGCAACGCAAGCUCCGCAUUCUGCUGUUCCAGUGCGCGUCUCUGAUCGAUGAUGCGCUUGCAGUCAUCUUCUCUGGCCUCUACAACGCCUUCGACCCGGUAGACGCAUUCGCUCACCGGUUCCUCGGCGUGUGUCUGUCACAUCUCGGCCAGUUCACUCCGAUCUUCACAGUCUUUCCACACUAUCUGCAAGUUACACUCGCCGCGUUUCCAGCUAAUGCAUCGCCUCAGGAUCUCACCAAGGCAUGCGGUGCCAUUUUCGGUUCGCUUUUCUAUUCUGAAGCUCUCACGAUGCCAUCAGAACAGGCCAAUGAGGUCGUGGAGACAACUCGACGAAUGGUGUUGUGGGCGAUUCGGAGAUGCUGUGAACGCAGUACCGAGACGGAUGGACUGUAUCUUGCUGGACUGGUGUUUGAGCUCUUGAAGAUGGCGCCGUUGAGUGCUCUACGAGCUUGUGCGAUGGAAGUGGAGCAGCUGCUUUCGCGGUGGAGGAGCAGUCCUCGUGUGCUGCGCCAGCUCAAGAGCUCGUUGUUUGCCAGGAUUUCGCAGAACUGCGAGGCUGAAAAGCGCGCGUGGCUUGCCGCUUGGUACAUCGAAGUUGACGAGCAAUACCCAACCGAGAUCUCAGCGCAGACUUCUCGCCUGUAA
Phytophthora infestans T30-4 is the source of this 1134-nucleotide messenger RNA. RefSeq lists its product as uncharacterized. The transcript is spliced from 2 exons. The record is from RefSeq and is a predicted model, not a curated record. NCBI's taxonomy places the organism in Eukaryota, Oomycota, Peronosporomycetes, Peronosporales, Peronosporaceae. Bases 1 to 1134 code for a protein of 377 amino acids.